This is a messenger RNA of Ixodes scapularis (black-legged tick), 891 nucleotides long. RefSeq lists its product as uncharacterized. Bases 10 to 708 code for a protein of 232 amino acids. NCBI's taxonomy places the organism in Eukaryota, Metazoa, Arthropoda, Arachnida, Ixodida, Ixodidae. The transcript has 3 exons. The record is from RefSeq and is a predicted model, not a curated record.
UCGCACGUCAUGAAAUUAGUUAUUUAUGGAAAUGUACUUUGCAGGAAAUGCCAUUAUUUUAUUCUGUUAGCAGAUGCAUUCGUCUGUGCAGAAUCUGUCGGUUUUAACCGGAAAACACGAGCGCGCAGCCUGCCAGAAUUGGCACACUAUUGCUCGAUAGUCAGCUUAAUCAGAGACAAUGUUACGCAUGCGGUGGUUAAUACUGACGUCUCAAUUUUGCAUAUUUCUUCAGAGCUCCAAAGUUGCAGAAACAGGGAACCUGACCGGGAAGAGUACCUGAAAAUGGCCACCUUUAAUUACCGGCUGAGCCGUGCGAGACGGCUCAUAGAGAAUGCGUUUGGGAUCAUGGCCAGCAGGUGGCGUAUUCUACGAAGAGCAUUUCGAGCCUCGGAAGAAACAACAGAAAAUAUUGUGAAGGCGUGCGUGGCUUUGCACAACUUUCUGCUCAAGAAUUCUGCCAUGUCAAGGUCAGCGUACAAUCCUCCGGGUUAUGUGGACAGCGAGGACUGGCAGGGAAAUCUCACACAUGGGUCAUGGAGAAAUGACGACAGGGGGCUGCCGUUGAGGGACAUGGCGGGCCUGGGGUCCCACUCUCCCGGGACUGCUUUGGAAGUACGGGACCGACUGGCCACAUACUUCCUCAACGAGGGAAAGGUCCCGUGGCAAGAAAGAAUCGUAACUCGAGCGGGACAGCAGGAAACAACGUAAGUACCGGGAUGAUGGUACUUGGUCAGCAGGCCUCUUGGCUGAUCUGGGCAAACCAAAGGAAGCAAAUCAGCCAGGACGUACAGGAAUAUUGAAGACAUGAUUUUCUUACCGUGAAGGACCUACAUCGGCUCCCGUGCCUGGGUGUUCAUAGAUGCUGCAAAAUAAAGGCAGACUGUGAAUUUG